AGUGGAAAUUUGAGGUGAAAAUCACCAACCAGGAAUUUAUAUCAACACUUGCAAUUCCUUGGAAGACGAGUGUCACCGCUAAGUGACAGUUUGUGGCAGUUCAUCAGGCUGCAGAGCAUGAACAUGGGUGGUUUGGACACCUUCCUAGCAUGAUAUAUAGUACCUUCAUUGAUUUGGAAAUGAAAGACAUGUAAGUAGGGUCAGGUAAGUCUUCCGGGAACACGUAGAAGGGCAAAUAAAACCUUUGAGAGUUCUACAUGGCAAUAGCUGUAUUACAGGGUAUGAUAGUUCUUCAGUGCUAUCCGGCCUAGGUGCACAGCACAGUUGUAUCCUGACCCCACACCAGGAUGCAACGUGGAUUCAAGCCACCUCUUUGGCUUUCCCCUGGAAGAAGACCCAGUGUGCCACUAGAAGGGAGUAAUGAGCAUGCUCUGCCCAGAUCUCCAACAGAGCCCCAGCAUGCAUUCUGGCAUUGAAUGAGUUUCUCAGUGCUUGGAAGGGCUGAAAUACAGAAGUUCCAAUGCAAAUACUUGAUUAACAUUGAAUUAAAGUUGCCAGCACCCAUUUCCCACUGACCACAAAGGAAUAAGCAGCAAAGACCCAUUCUGUCAGCUACUGGUGGUUAUUUUUCAGACUCAACUAUUGCCUUAUUCACCCAGAAGCCCUGCAUGUUGCUUCCCUGAGCAAUCUCUGUUCUGCCUAGGCUACCAGCAUAAAUAUUUAUAUUGUUACAGUUCCAGUAUUGCAGAUUUUGUUCCAACAAGCUACUGCCACGACUACAAGCUUUGAACAAUUACUAACAUAAACCAGCUGCUUGCAUAAGUCUUGCUUAAUGUUACAGAAGGCUCUCAUGUUUUCAGUUGUGUUAUUUACAUCCAUUUGAAAAAGGCAGCAGAGUUACAGAAGUCAGGAAGCUAUAUCCCUGCCAUGCUGGUCCUGAAACCAGCCCGGGUUUAAGCCGUACCGCCUGUCUGCGCCGGGAAAACCGCAGCCUCGAGUCGGGGCGGGGCGUGGGAACACAGCCCAUCCGAUCUCAUCCCGUCCGUGACGCAGGAGCAGCAGCAGGUCAUCAUCUUCCUCUGCAAGCCGUUGUGGCUCGGUUUCUGAGAGAAAGCGUCUGAACUCCUUUUCUGUGAAGCCGAACUUUGUACCCUGGUCUCCUCCUGGGAGACGUGCCCUUCCUACCUCGCUGGAGAGCUACAGCCCCAUUCAGGGUGAAACUUUACAGAUGUGUCCUCAGAUACAUGGAUUUUUUUUCCCUCUGGAAAAUUUGGGCAGAAAUAACUGCAGCUGAAUUCCGUCCUGAGUGGCAAAACUCCACAGGACAAUUGCAAGCUCAAGAUGUGGACAAAAUGGCUGGGAAAAAGGAGAAAUUUAGCUGUUUAUCAUGGCAGAAUGUGGGAAACAUGACAGCAAAAACAUUGUUUUCAUGUAAUAUCACAACAGCAUUUCUGUCUUUAAUUAUUGCAGAGAAUUGUGAGGCCUAUGAUGUGAUGCUGAGGCACAGUCUUGUGCCUGACGGCCAACCUCUUGCUAUUAAAUGUUCACUGGAAAAUAACUUGAAAAGUGGAGACUACAACAUAACAUGGUAUAAAGUUGGUAACGAGACAGCUGUGCCUAGAGACAAUCUGUCUAGAAUCCAUCAGCAGAAGAAUUUAAUUUGGUUUCUCCCUGCAACGUUAGAAGAUUCUGGAGAUUAUGAAUGUGUCAUAAGGAAUUUGACAAGCUACAAGAAAAUGUGUACAAAAGUAACAGUUUUUGAGAGGGUUGAUGGUGUAUGCUUAAAUGAAAGAUUUGCUGUAGAGGAGGUGAUAUUCACAUUGUCAUCUGCAAAGGUUGUAUGUCCACACUUGGAUUAUUUCAGAAAUCAGAAGAGUAUUCAGCCUGUUCGGUGGUAUAAGGACUGCCAGCUGGUGGAAGGGAAAAGGUUCACCUUCUUAAACAGUGAUCUUAUAAUUUUCAAUGUGACUGUACGUGAUCGAGGAAACUAUACAUGUGAAACAACAUAUACCUAUAAUGGAAAACAAUACAACAUUUCAAGAGACAUCAUUUUGACUGUAGAAGUGAGCCCACCAAAAAAACCCCCUGAAAUAUCUUAUCCAAGAAACAACUCCAUUGAAGUGGAGCUUGGCUCACAGGUUACAGUGGAUUGCAAUACAACAGGUGCUGAUGGGUUUGAGGUCUUUUGGACAAGCAACGGUGUGUAUAUUGAUGUAUUUUAUGUGGGCAGAAUUUUUGCAAGUCCCUAUGAAGAGGAACCUUCUUAUGAUGGACGCCCUGUGCAUUCUGUGAAGCUAAUAAUUUCAGAAGUGAAUAGUGAAGAUUAUGAACAACCGUUUGUCUGUCAAGCUUCAAACGCCUUUGGGCAGGUUGCAUCCUACAUUAUAUUAAAGCGCAGAGUUCCUGAUAUAAAAAGAAGGCUGACUGGAGGGCUUCUCUCUUUGUUAAUUUUAACACUUAUUGCUUUAAUAAUCUACAAGAUUUUCAAGAUUGACUUGGUGCUUUGGUACCGUAAUUCUGUCUGUGCCUUUGCAAGCAACGAAGAUGGGAAAAUCUAUGAUGCGUAUGUCCUGUACACAAAAAGCAGCGGAAACAGAAGUUUCUAUCGUUUGGAAACCUUUGUUCAUAGAAUACUCCCUGAUGUUUUAGAACAACAAUGUGGAUAUAAUCUCUUUAUAUUAGGAAGGGAUGAUUUACCAGGAGAAGCUGUGGUCAGUGUUGCUGAUGAAACCCUUCAGCAAAGCAGAAGACUGAUGAUUAUUUUGGGAUCAAUAACAUCUAGUUGCAGCCCAUUAGAAGACACUUCUGAAGAGCAGCUAACUAUGUAUAAUGCUCUCAUCCGUGAUGGGAUCAAAGUGAUUCUUAUAGAAAUGGAUGAAGUACAGGACUACACCAGCAUGCCAGAAUCAAUCAGAUAUAUUAAGCAAAAACAUGGGACUAUCCAAUGGAAAGGAGACUUCUCAGAUAGAUCUUGUUCAGCAAAUACAAGAUUCUGGAAAAAAGUACGCUAUCAAAUGCCAUCCAGGAAAAAAGUAUCUUAUUCUGAAGGGUAUUUGUUGCCCUUAACUUUGAAGAAUUCUGCAGCAAAGGGAAGUUAAG
Messenger RNA from Cuculus canorus (common cuckoo), 3099 nucleotides. RefSeq names its product interleukin-1 receptor type 1. Lineage: Eukaryota; Metazoa; Chordata; Aves; Cuculiformes; Cuculidae. Gene Ontology annotation, molecular function: interleukin-1, type I, activating receptor activity. Gene Ontology annotation, biological process: signal transduction; regulation of inflammatory response. The record is from RefSeq and is a predicted model, not a curated record.